ACACCACAAUCCGUGUAACCGUGUUUCUUACCUGAGUGAGAGGAUCCUAGCCUUUUGCACACACGACACAGACAAACACACCCUCAAACAGGUUCUCAUAGGUUGAAUUGAAAAUUUCAUUAAUGUUUUAUUAUUACCACCUUCAACUCAGAAAAAAGAAACAAACUCGUUGAGGUGGGAUCGAGAUGAGAAAAACAACAACUACUAUUCAAACAACAACAAAGCAAAGGUAUUUGAGGUUUUGAGGGAGGACCCUUUUGGUUCUUCAUAGUGGUGUUUUAGGUGCUAUGCCGUACUUCCACUGUGUAAGCACAAAAUCUGACAACAACAACAGAAUCUUCAUAGAUUGUGGGGAACAAAAAGGGUACAAUAACCAUAGUGUUGAAAUUGAAGAAUAUUUUCUGAGUUUUUUCAAUCAGAGUUGUGUGAUGUAGAAAUUGGCACUGAUGUUGUGAUAGCUGAUCUGGGUGUUGCUCAAAUCACUUUUUGUGAUAUGGGUUUUGUGAUUUUGAAGUGUGAUACUUUUGAGUUGAGACAUUAGUUUUGGUGGUUAAAGUUUGGUGACUCUUCUUCUCCAUCGCAAGCUUUCAUCUUUACUUGGGGUCUAAGAAUUUUGGUUGCUAUUGUUAUUGUUAGUAUGGUGUCUAAAGUUUAGAGCUUUGAUUUGUUUGAGUUGAGUUUGCCACGUGACAUGUCGGCAGCGUCGCCGUCGCCGGCGACAUCAACGGCUGCGCCACCGCUACAAACACCACCUUCUUCCAACAAUACUAGUCCUUCACCGUCCACCGCUACCACUCCACCGUUGCAACAAACCCCUCCUUCCACUUCACCGCCACAACAACCGGCUUCUCCGCCGCCGUCGACCCCUUCUCCGGCGAAUCCGCCGCCGUCAUCACCACCUAGUUCUCCGCCUCCCCCCAUGUCAGGAACCCCACCUCCUUUAGUACCUCCACCAUCUCCACCGCCAUCACCACCGCCGUCUACUCCGGCGGCGCAGCCAGCGGUGCCACCGAGCUCUCCACCGCCACCACCAUCACCAUCACCAUCAGUUCCAUCAAGCCCUCCACCAUCAAACCCUCGUAACAACACAUCUCCACCACCUUCACCACCACCACAACCACCAGCUCCACCACCUCAACCACCAGCUCCACCAGCUAACAACACUUCACCACCACCACAGCGAAAUUCGCCACCCCCUCCAGCUGCCACGCCGCCCCGGACCUCCCCACCGCAAACUUCACCAUCCCCUCCGGCUGCACCGCCUCCUAGAAACUCCACUAGGUUGCCGCCACCGGUUAAUUCACCACCACCGCCGGUGGAUGCACCUCCACCGAGGUCAUCGUCGCCACCAGCACCAGCACCAUCCACCCCUCCUUCUAGGACUAGUCCUCCUCCCACACCAAGUUCUCAACCAGCUCCACCUUCAAAUUCUACACCAAGGUCAUCACCUCCAUCGCCACCUUCAAUUACUAAUUUGGCCCCAUCCCCGCCAUCACGAAUUUUGUCAUCGCCACCACCGCCACCGGCUCAGAAUGGGACAGAAAACUCAAGCCCUGAUGGAGGUGGAGAUGGAAUUGGCAUUGGUGGUGUAGUGGCUAUUAGUGUGGUGGCUGGAUUUCUGCUGCUUGGCUUCAUUGGUGUUCUUAUAUGGUGCAUGAGGAGAAAAAAAAGAAAGGUGCUUGUGAGUGGUGAUUAUGUCAUGCCAUCCACUCUUGCCUCAUCUCCUGAAUCCGAUUCAUCCUUUUUUAAGACACACUCCUCAGCUCCUCUUGUACAAAGUGGCUCUGGCAGUGAUGUUGUGUACACACCAUCUGAACCUGGUGGACUAGGCCACUCAAGGUCAUGGUUUUCAUAUGAAGAACUAAUCAAGGCCACAAAUGGUUUCUCAACUCAAAAUCUUUUGGGUGAGGGUGGAUUUGGAUGUGUGUAUAAAGGGUGCCUUCCUGAUGGGAGAGAGAUAGCAGUCAAACAGCUGAAGAUUGGUGGAGGCCAGGGGGAGAGAGAAUUCAAGGCUGAAGUGGAAAUUAUCAGUCGUAUACAUCAUCGCCAUUUGGUUUCUUUAGUGGGAUACUGCAUUGAAGACAACAAAAGACUACUUGUCUAUGACUAUGUCCCUAACAAUACCCUUUAUUUUCAUCUACAUGGGGAAGGUCAGCCUGUAUUAGAAUGGGCUAACCGUGUGAAAAUUGCAGCUGGUGCAGCCCGAGGACUAACUUAUCUCCAUGAAGACUGCAACCCUAGGAUCAUUCACAGGGAUAUCAAGUCAUCAAACAUUCUUUUAGAUUUCAAUUAUGAAGCCAAGGUCUCUGAUUUUGGGCUAGCCAAAUUAGCUCUUGAUGCAAAUACACAUAUAACCACUCGUGUCAUGGGAACUUUUGGGUAUAUGGCCCCUGAGUAUGCGUCAAGUGGCAAAUUGACUGAGAAGUCUGAUGUAUAUUCUUUUGGAGUCGUGCUUUUGGAGCUAAUUACCGGAAGGAAGCCAGUAGAUGCAUCCCAACCUUUGGGAGAUGAGAGCUUAGUUGAAUGGGCUCGACCUUUACUGAGUCAUGCACUCGACACUGAGGAAUUUGAUAGUUUGGCAGAUCCAAGGCUAGAAAAGAAUUAUGUUGAGAGUGAAUUGUAUUGCAUGAUUGAAGUUGCUGCUGCUUGUGUGCGGCAUUCAGCUGCAAAGAGACCUCGCAUGGGACAGGUUGUUAGAGCUUUUGAUAGCUUAGGAGGUUCUGAUCUAACUAAUGGAAUGCGACUUGGGGAAAGCGAGGUGUUUGACGCACAGCAAUCUGAAGAAAUAAGAUUAUUUCGGAGGAUGGCAUUUGGUAAUCAAGAUUAUAGCACAGACUUCUUUAGCCGUGCUAGUUUGAAUCCAUGAAAGGCCACUGUACAUACUGGAAGAGCUUAUUUUGGACCAAAAUAUCUUGUGAAGAAGCCAAGGGGAGGCCCUGGUUAAGUUUUCUUGGUUGCUUGCAGAUAUGGCUAAGGUGCACUGUUGGUUUUGAUUCUGGAAUUUGACUGCAUCAGGUUCAGAUCCUCAUUCUUGUGCCUGAAUUUCAUUAUUCUUUUCAUUAGCUGGUUUUUUGGCAGCAAUUUUGCUUUUGUAAUUAGAAUUUGUAAAGUUAAUUUUUACACUCACGAUAACAAAGAUUAACAUAUUAGUUGUGUAAUGAUAGAAAAGAUGUGACUCCUUUUUUCAUGUCUUCUACAUAUUCUUUUGAAUUUCUAACGCAA
This is a messenger RNA of Glycine soja, 3222 nucleotides long. Its product is annotated as proline-rich receptor-like protein kinase PERK9. The transcript has 8 exons. The record is from RefSeq and is a predicted model, not a curated record. Lineage: Eukaryota; Viridiplantae; Streptophyta; Magnoliopsida; Fabales; Fabaceae. The coding region runs from base 692 to 2866 and encodes 724 amino acids. Gene Ontology annotation, biological process: protein phosphorylation. Gene Ontology annotation, molecular function: ATP binding; protein kinase activity.